Molecule: messenger RNA, 1158 nt
Organism: Gloeophyllum trabeum ATCC 11539
Lineage: Eukaryota; Fungi; Basidiomycota; Agaricomycetes; Gloeophyllales; Gloeophyllaceae
Exons: 3
Coding region: 1-1158 (385 amino acids)
Molecular function (GO): nucleic acid binding; zinc ion binding
Source: RefSeq, a predicted model, not a curated record
AUGUGGAUUCAGAAACUACUGGUGACGAGACAGGCAGUGACUACGACUCAGACACAGAAAGCGAAGAGGAUAGCGACGAAGAAUUCUUUCGAGCGAGAGCUAUCAUCCAACGAAGAAGAAAGGGAAAUAGCGGGACGAGAACAGCGCAACGCGAGAAAAGAGAAGACCCGCGCCGACAAGAAAGCAGCGAGAGAGGAUAAGCGACGCGCCAUAAUUGAAGGUCCCAAGGCCGAGGGAAGGUUGAAGCAGCUCGAGCGCGACGAGCGUAAAGCGGGACUAGAAGACGAGGUGGAAUCGUUAGUAAAACAACUGUCGCGGAUGAGUAUCAACGACGCACGUUACGCCGGAAUGUACUUCCGCGCCCUCAAGCUAGACCGCGAUGUUGUGUUCGCCGUCCGACCACCCUACGCAAGUGCAUUUGACGUACCAGCCGCCCCCGCAAACCAACCGCUCCAACCUAUCACCCCAGCACCCCGACCCGACCGCUCCUUCCAGACGCGUAACGCGAGCGAAAUGACAUGCUUCGGGUGCGGCGAGGUCGGCCAUGGAUUGAGUUCGUGCCCCAAGAUACUCGACCUGCUUGAGAAGGGAGCCGUACGCAAGGACACGAAUGGGAAGCUGGUGCUGAGCAAUGGCAGCCGAAUACGACGCGGCCCCACCGAGCCCAUCGCGGAUGCUGUGGAAAGACAAUUAGCAACUACACACUAUGCAACACUAGGGUGGGACGUACCUGAUGCCCGCCGAGUCCAUUUCACCACCAAAUACGACACGUUCGACGAAUCGGAGGACGAGGUUCUAGUAAUGCCUGCCGAGCGUGGCGUCAAACAAGGCAAGACCGCGCGACGAGAGAUACUGGAUGGAGUUGUAAUGCCGCCCAGACCACGAAAGAACGAGCGGAAGAGUCCACCAGGCGAGAGACCAGGCAAAGAGGGGAUGAGGAUAAUCCCCAUCGACGUUAAGCCCCAAGAGUAUAAGCCAACCGAUGAGGACGUUAUAAUGGAGGACAAGACAAUAAGCCUACCGCGUCCUGUGAUGCCGAAUCACCGGCAAUCCGAGUUACCGGGAGGCGCCAAACCGGUUCCGGUUGAAAAGCCGAGGCGUGUGGCGCCCAUGCAAUCCAAGAUUUCGGAAUCGGCCAGGCCACGCGAGGGGAAGUGA